Messenger RNA from Penicillium brasilianum, 2032 nucleotides. NCBI's taxonomy places the organism in Eukaryota, Fungi, Ascomycota, Eurotiomycetes, Eurotiales, Aspergillaceae. The record is from the annotation of a GenBank genome assembly.
GGCGGUCUAGGUUGAAAAUCUUCCUCGUCCAACCCCCUGCUGAAAGAUUAUUGACUUUUCACACUGACAGACAUACAGUCGACCCCUAGUGGAUAUCGCAAAGCAUCUCGCAACUGGCAAAAAACAUUUGCCGUGUUUGUUGUGAACAUUCUGCUCUACCGUCACGCCAUAUUUAACUAGUAGAACACGCGGCGGUCUAGCGCGAAUGGCGUAUUGAAGCCCUACGCUGGUAUAAUCGUUCCCUUCCACGUGGAGUCAACACAUUAAGCCCGAGCUCGCGCCCUACGAGAGCUAUUUAAACGUCCAUAAAGCAGUUUCGCUUCCCGGAUGCGUCGUCAAAACCGAUCAUUUCUGAAAAGGAAAGUGAAAAUACACGAUGGCCUCCCUUCGCACUAGACUUGCGAUCUGGCUCUGGGGACCAGAGCCCAAGGAUCGUACGCUGUUGGCCAAACUCGAUGUGACUCUUCUUCCGUACUUCUCCUUGAUCUGGUUCCUCUUUGGUGUGACUCGCGCCAGUUAUUCUUCGGCCUAUAUCAGCGGCAUGAAAGAGGCUCUCAACUUCCAAGGGAAAGAGUACAAUUACAUGAAUACCGCGUACCUGGUCGUUUAUGCAGUGUGCCAAAUGCCGGGAACGAGUCUGUUGACUAUCGUGCGUCCCAAAUAUGUCUUCGUUUCUGCCAAUGUGACGUGGAGUAUUUUGACCCUUAUCACAUACAAGAUGACUCGCGCGUGGCAGGUCAUUUUAUUGAAUGCGAUCGAAGGAGGCUUCUCGGCCAUUGCAUAUGUCGGGGCUCAAUUUAUUCUAGGUUCGUGGUAUAAGAAAUCCGAGCUCGGUAUCCGAGCUGCGGUGUUCUGUGUGUUUGGGCACAUCGGUAGCAUGGCUGGUGGCUGGAUCCAGGCAGGACUGCUGAAGGCACUGGCAGGAAAGGGUGGUCUACCAGCCUGGAAAUGGAUUUUCAUUAUUGUCUCGGUAAUCACUGUUCCAGUGGCACUGUUCGGCUGGGUCUUUAUCCCUGACUUGCCAGCACACCGUGCUGCUUGGUAUCUCAGUGACGAGCAAAAAGAGCAUGCAGUCACUCGGCUAGGUUCCCCUCGCAAGGAGUCGUGGGACAGAACUGUAUUCAGACGUGUGCUUUUAAGUUGGCAAUUUUGGUUGUUGCCGUUUAUUUUCAUGCUUUAUUCCCUCUCUGUUCAAAUGCUGCAGAACAACGUCAUGGCAUACUGGAUGGCCGGGCAAGGCUAUUCAACUAUCCAGCAGAACAACUACCCCACAGGUGUGUACGCAACCGCCAUUGUCGGCACCGUUCUAUACGCAACCAUAUCCGACAAGCUCAAAUCACGAUGGGAGGUCUCCAUCGCCAUCGGCCUGACUUUUGUUAUUGGGUCCGCCAUUCUCGUAUCCAACCCACCUACGGACGCGGCUUACUUUGUGGCAUUCUAUCUGCUGGGUACCACUUUCGCGCCCCAGGCAGUCUGGUAUUCUUGGCUAGCCGACGUGACAAGCCAUGAUUUCCAGCUUCGUGCUAUUACAACUGGCUUCAUGAACUCGUUCGACUUUGCGUUUGUUACAUGGUGGCCUCUGAUAUUUUAUCCUGCGACCGAUGCGCCGGAUUUCCAUAAGGGGUAUAUCGCGAGUCUAGUGACAGGGGCUCUGACCCUACCGCUGAUUGGGUUGAUUGCUUAUCUGGAAAAAAGAGACACGGCUCGUGGUGUCAUUGGCAGGGUUUUUGGGGAUAACUCUGUUGAUGAGGAUGGCGGUUCGGGAGAGGAGCCGAGCAAACCGUUUAAUCCGCCAGUUAAUGUGCGGGCUAGAGAGGUUGAUGUUUAAUCUCGACAUGGAGAAGCUUGACAUGAGGCAAGGGAUAUCCGUACGGGGAGGGGGGAGCAUAAGUGCGAACUACAUCUUUUGAUGGUUGUGGGGUUCUCUAAUAGUACCAUCAGAUAGACUUGAUCUCGUCCUUAUUCCCAGCUGCAGUGUUCCAAAUGGGCCACUUGACAAACUAUCGAUAGGAAGAGAGAAAAUAGAAUGCAU